UUCCCCAGUAGUUGGUGUCUCUGCCCCUCCCACAAUGGGGAGAUUUUCCCCAGUAGUUGGUGUCUCUGCCCCUCCCACAAUGGGGAGAUUUUCCCCAGUAGUUGGUGUCUCUGCCCCUCCCACAAUGGGGAGAUUUUCCCCAGUAGUUGGUGUCUCUGCCCCUCCCACAAUGGGGAGAUUUUCCCCAGUAGUUGUUGGUGUCUCUGCCCCUCCCACAAUGGGGAGAUUUUCCCCAGUAGUUGGUGUCUCUGCCCCUCCCACAAUGGGGAGAUUUUCCCCAGUAGUUGGUGUCUCUGCCCCUCCCACAAUGGGGAGAUUUUCCCCAGUAGUUGGUGUCUCUGCCCCUCCCACAAUGGGGAGAUUCCCCCCAGUAGUUGGUGUCUCUGCCCCUCCCACAAUGGUGAGAUUCCCCCCAGUAGUUGGUGUCUCUGCCCCUCCCACAAUGGUGAGA
This is a messenger RNA of Staurois parvus, 451 nucleotides long. Lineage: Eukaryota; Metazoa; Chordata; Amphibia; Anura; Ranidae. The record is from the annotation of a GenBank genome assembly.